AUGACAUCUAAAGGACGCCGCGGAUCAAAGGAAGCUGUGAAUGAUGACACAACACAACCAAUUACAUGUGGAUUUGUUGAGGAUAAUUGCCGUAAAUGGGCUCAAAAGAAUUUGUACGAAAAAAUUAAUGAGCGAUCUAUGCCAUUUCGGGAAAUAGUGCGCGAAUUUAAAACACAUAAGGAUUGGAAACCUUUGCAAUUUUCCAGUGUGUGUUGGAAAAAAAACUCGGAAAAGAAUAGAUACAGCGAUCAAAUGUGUAUUGAUGCCACCCGUGUAAUCCUCAAAAACCGCGAUCCCGACAACGACUAUAUAAACGCAUCUUGGAUGACAAUGCCUGAUGGUCGUCGGUGGAUCUCAACCCAAGGGCCAAUUAAAAAUACCGUUGAGGAUUUCUGGCAUAUGAUCUAUACUGAAAAAGUGAAAGUUAUCGUAAUGCUUUGCCAAUUUCAAGAGGAUAAGGUCGAAAAAUCUCGAGAGUAUUUUAAUCUCGAAGGCAAAAAAAUCGAGCAAUAUGGGCCGUAUAAAAUUCGCGUAAAAACGAAGUCUACUGAAGUAUUGCCGACAAUAAAGAUGACAAUUUUAGAGUGCGAGAAAGACAAACAGACAACAACCGUACACCACUUUUGGCAUACUUCAUGGGUAGAUCAUUUUUGUCCAACUGAAGCUCAAACUACUAUUGGAAUGUUUAAAAUGGUGCUAGAAAAAGCAGACAAGGAACCUGUUGUAGUACACUGCUCAGCGGGAGUUGGCAGGACGGCAACAUUUAUUGGUAUCGACUACGCGUCACAGAAGAUUUCAGCAGAUGCGGACACGAAAAUGGUUGAAGUAUUGUUCGCAUUAAGGAGAAUGAGAUUCCGUGCCAUCCAAUCACAACUUCAAUACGCCUUUCUAUUCCAAUGUCUCGCUGAGCUGUUUAUGCAGGAAGGCUGCUUGAAGAAGGACGAAAAUUUUGAAAAACUUAAGCACAAUUUUGAAGCGAUAGUGAAGAAAUUAAUAAAAGCACAAAAGGCCGCCAAAGAUAAGUAUUACGCAAAGAAGGCAGCCGAUCAGAAGGCAGGAUUGGUUAGUCGUGAAGAUCCAGCAACAAGUGGAGCAUAA
This is a messenger RNA of Caenorhabditis bovis, 1098 nucleotides long. The record is from the annotation of a GenBank genome assembly. Lineage: Eukaryota; Metazoa; Nematoda; Chromadorea; Rhabditida; Rhabditidae.